AUGCCGGCGAUGCCGCCGGUGCAGGUGAAGAGCGGGAACAAAGAGAUGUGGCCCCCGCCCUCCUGCCAGGCUGGGCUGCCGCCGGUGGGCGCGCCUCCUUUGACAGGCGCCCAUGGCCAGCCCGAGACCUCUGAGCCGGGCCCGAGCGCCGAGUGCUUCCAGCCCUCCCAGCCCACAGCAGCUCCGAGCGGCGCAAGCGGAAGCGGGCGCGAAGGUCUGCAGCCGCAGCCCUGGGGCGGCUACAUCUUUCCGAGCAAGACGACCACUAGCAGUCGCGGCUCCAUGGGGAUGCCAUCCUUGCCGGCCGCCUGGGCCGACCAUCUGCCGACACAACCAGCUGUGUCGGUUCCUUGGACGAAGCCUUCGGGAUCUUCACCUCCAGGUGCCCAGCCGGAGAGCGGAAUUCUAGAAGCUCAGACAGAAACCGGCCUGAAGGAUGCGAAUCAGCUGCCACAUGGUUGGGCCAAUGCCAUGGAUCCUGUGCAGGCGUCAGCCUCCGCACCAGAGUCCGAGGAGUCCGAGGAGUCCGAGGCUGCGUUGCCUGAGGGGGAGCCUGCAUGCGGGCCGAGCCUUCCGCCGGAUGGCAAGGACGAGGACGACGCCUUAUGCCCAGAAACACUCUUGAAGAAUCUGAAGGCCGCUCGCAAAGCUUUGCUUUGGGAGCGAGCAGUCGCGCAGAGGUUGCGUAAGGCCUUGGACAUGGCAGAGGCGUGGGCACCUGCUGACGAGACAACAAGUCAAGAUUCGGAGGUCAGCAGACUGCAAUCCACCAUUGCGCUGCAGAAGCAAGAGAUUGCAGAACUCCAGCAAUCGGUGCAGGACGGAAGUUGCUUGGCUUUAGCUCUUCCGCCCAAAGUGCACCUGGCCAGACGGUUUGUGUUUGAGCUGGAAGCUCAUGCUUUCGGAUGGCCCCAUUCGCAUGCCGUCGAGAAUUCAUGCGAGGUUAUGAGACAUUUGCGCUUACUUUGUUAUCUAAGAUGUUUCUCAAGAUUCGUGCUAUCGGCUAUCAAUUCUCCUACACCGUCUCUCCUAGUGCAGAUGCAGCGGCAGCCACGAAGCAGCCCCUUUUUGGCAGCUAUUGUCUGA
Symbiodinium necroappetens is the source of this 1086-nucleotide messenger RNA. The record is from the annotation of a GenBank genome assembly. NCBI's taxonomy places the organism in Eukaryota, Dinophyceae, Suessiales, Symbiodiniaceae.